Messenger RNA from Salmo salar (Atlantic salmon), 2265 nucleotides. The record is from RefSeq and is a predicted model, not a curated record. Lineage: Eukaryota; Metazoa; Chordata; Actinopteri; Salmoniformes; Salmonidae.
AAUACCGUCAAAAAGUCCCGUUCACGUUGUAGUCGACACCAGACUCAGUACUGACAAAGGACGCAGACAUCAGAGAGGAGAAACGGAUUUAUUACGCUCCGAUUAUCUGCUGUUUUCUAUUAUUGAUGUGUGUGCGCACUCUCUUCUAACAACGUGGAGCUCUCUAUAGCGGACUGUCCGUCAACUGACUUCAAUGAAGGAGAGAAUAUCUAGUCAGAAAGUAUCUGUUAAAUCCGGGAUGGAUCCUAGUCAGAUUGUGAAGUGUAAAAUAGUUGUGGUCGGGGACAGUCAAUGUGGGAAGACUGCUCUACUACACGUUUUUGCAAAGGAUAUCUUCCCAGAAAGUUACAUGCCCACAGUGUUCGAGAAUUACACGGCCAGUUUUGAAAUAGACACGAAAAGAAUAGAGCUCAGCCUAUGGGACACGUCAGGGUCUCCAUACUACGACAAUGUGAGGCCUCUCUCCUACCCAGACUCAGACGCUGUCCUUAUCUGUUUUGAUGUCAGCCGUCCUGACACACUCGACAGUGUAAUAAAGAAGUGGAAAGGGGAGAUCCAGGAGUUCUGUCCCAACACCAAGAUGCUCCUGGUGGGCUGCAAAUCUGACCUGCGCACCGACCUCUCCACGUUGGUGGAGCUAUCCAAUCACAGACAGAUGCCUGUGUCAUAUGAUCAGGGUUCCAACAUGGCCAAACAGAUCUCAGCCCCCUACAUCGAGUGCUCAGCCCAGCAGUCAGAGAACAGCGUCAGGGACAUUUUCCACGUGGCCACCUUGGCCUGCGUCAACAAGAACAACAAGAAUGUCAAACACAACAAAUCUACCAGAGGCAACAAAAGGAUCUCGCACAUGCCCACUAGGCCCGACCUCGCGGCGGUAGCGUCAGACCUGCGGAAGGACAAAGCAAAGAGUUGCAGUGUCAUGUGACCUGGUGGGCAGGGUCACGACCCUCAGGAGUGGGUUUGUAGGCUGGGAUUGAAGCAUGCAGUGAGGACAGGGCUUAAAGGUCAGAGCAUAGUGCAUUUUGGGACAUUAGAGGGUGUGGCCCUUCCCUUCCUGCACUUUAAAGCCCUUGGCUUGCUGUCCUGGGGUGGAGUUUUUUAUAUGCAUCAUACAAUGUAAGUGUAGAUGAAAUCCACCGUAUCAAUGACAACACAAUAGUCUUUCAGUGUAGCCUGUCUGUCUACCAUCCAUCUCCCUUACAUAUCUUUUACCAGAAGAGGAAGCUAUCUCUGCUUUGGGCCAAUUAGCUGCCUUCCUUCCGGCGGCUUCCCGGGAGGUAGUAACACUGUUCCUCUUAGAGCUGGACGAGGAAGGGGUCAUGGCCUUUCACAGGAAAUUAGCAUUUCCACAGGAAGUGAUGUCACGUAGGAAAAGUUGAACGAGUCCCGGACGUUUUUCUAAGGACUUCAGAAAGGAUGUGAACAAGAGAUCCACGCUGUACAUGUAACUGUAAAUGAUGAUGGGCUCACCCUGGUCUGUACAGCUGACUCCAUUACCAGGAGAGACUGCAGCGGUGCCCUCUGGAACGCUGAAGACGAGCGGCCAUCUUGCACUGGAUCACAGAUCUGGAAGUGACAUGACACUGCGCACGCAGCACAUCACUGUGGUUUCUAUCAGCUUGUUUGUUUCUCUUCCCCCUUCUUGUGGUUGCAAGUCAAGUGUUUCCUGACCUAAUGGUCCAGUUGUUCCAGUCAUCUCUUUCCUGUAUUUUGUAGAAUUUACUGUAAGCCCAUAUCAUUUAAACCAAUGACCGUUGACAUUCUAGGACUUCUGAUCUGGUUGGCGUAAUGAUAGACAGGGUAUUGUGAUGUGAUGCUGAACAGUUUAUGGACAUGCCCUUUCAGCUAUGCAACACCUUCUGAUUCUGCUCUCAGCAAGGGAGGGGAAGGAAAUAAACAAAUGAAGCAUGACUUUGGUUGAAGGACGUUGUUCACUGGAUAUGUCUAAAGUAUAAAUGCACUUUUUUAAGAUCAAGGCUUCGCUAAAAAGCGCCAUGAAUUCUGGUAUAUUCCAAUGCCUUUAUUAAACUCGCGAUGCUUUUCAAGUGUUUUCAGAACAGCUUCUCCUAGAGCAGUAUCAUCAUCUAGCCUGCUAAUGCUUUCUGUUCCUGGAAUGAAUGAAAAGAAAGAAACGGUUGUUUGUUGUGUCAUUAGGUCAUCAUCUCCCUUUUUUAAUGUAAAUGUCUGUGUCCCGUUGAUGUUGCUACAAUAUUUAUUGAAUUAUAUAUUUUCCCUUUCAAAUAAAAUAAAAAUUAAGAAAAAAAA